GCGACUGCGCUGGUCUGAGUGCUCAAGCGCGGUCGCCAAAAAAUAGGACAUGUUCUACUCUGCGCGUUGAAUGCCGCCGGCCGUGCUAGCCGCUAGAUUAUAGAGGGUGUGAUUUUCCUUAGGCAGCGCGCGGACGCGCAGCACAGUUUCGUCGGACUAUAUCUGCACCUUUUUGAGUGAGGCAACAUGGCCCAUGGCAGAUAAGGCUUAGUUUCCCGUGAGUUCAAUCAUAGAAGACAUGUUGAUGGUGCUUUUCGGUCUGCAACUGUUGUUGUGUGGAACGGAAGUUAUGGCUUCAUCUCUCGACAAUUAUUUGCAAGGGCUGCCGGGGCAACGAGAGCACGCACAAUUGAGGUCACACGCUCCCAUAGACUUAGGACCAUACAUGGGUGGACGGAUUGGCUCCCACGACACCAUUCGUACCAGGGGCCUCGGAAUCGGUAUGGAAGAAGAGCCAACGCGAAGCCCUUCCCUGCCCAGGCCAAAGCAGGGUCCCCUUCACAACAUGCUCUACCCGAGAGGAGGCCCAAGAAUACCUGGAAGCCGCCCAACACAUGUACGUCCCCCGAGGCACGAGAGAUGUGAGACGGACUUCGACUGCCUGCACUCGCCAAGUCAAAUAUGCGUUAAGCACGCGCGAGAACCAUACGGACGAUGUCAAUGUCCGUUCUACAGGCCAGUGGAGGUCAGCGUCGGCGGUAAACCACGCUGCGUUAAGGCCAAAGACAUCUACGAUGAGUGCCGUACAGACCAGGAGUGCCAGGCAACCCAGGAACAUUUGCAGUGCGUGAACCGAUUGUGUCAGUGUACAGCACCAUUUCUUCUGCAAGAAGAUAGCAGCUGUAUUGCACCCAAGGAUAUGCAGCGGACUCGUGGAAGCAUUAUUGUUAAAACGACCGCGGCAAUUCUAGCAACAAUACUGGUGUCUGGAACAGCAAUGCUUAUAACGAAAAAGUACAAGAAGAACACUACCAAUAACAUCGCUGCAACGGGCACCACCAGCAGCCCAAUAGGCCUUCCACUCUCGGGCAGUUCACAAACUGUUCACGCGCCCGCCAAACCACAGACGGCAAGUAAAGGUGUGCACAAGUUGAUUCGGACCCCUUUAUUUUCUACUAGCAAAAUCAGAAACUGGACACAUCGUACCCGAUCGUUGGUUGGUACCAUUAUCCCAACACCAGCAACUAGGACGGACGAAAGCCCCCCUACGCAGAAGAACGACCCGUUGAUUAUAUUGUGGGCACAAAAAGCAUUUCGUUCAAUGGCCUCUCCCCUGUACCAGACCAACCUCAUACAACGGUUCAAAAAAGGAAAUCCUGUUCAACCAUCCGCAAAGACCUCGACUGUAGAUGCUGAGCUUCACCGGACGUUGUCCAUUGAAAUGCCCGUGUCUGCCGAAUAUCCCUCAUUCGACGGUCCCGUUACAACCAGCAGCGAACUGCCUUUCAGUUCAAUGAUGUACGGUGAUUUGACCAUGUCCAAGAAACGCCCCCCACCGCCAGUCGCAUUGGGUCUUCCCUUCAGUAACAGGAGUGAAGAUGUGGCGUCGUUCAAGUCGUACAGGGAUUCCGCAGAAGGGAGUUUGGAAGACGAGAUGACUAUGAGACUAAAACAGACGCGCCGUCAGCUGAGCAGAACUUUUGUCAGCGACGACUUUUCUUGCGACGACGAGAACGUGAGAGGAAGGAAGAAGGUUACAUUUGAGCUGGACUGAAGUUCAUUGUUCCGAGCUGCAGCUGAUGUAGUGCAGGAACCAUGUUUACUUGAAAACAUACCUGUCUGUCAGCUGAGAGCUUAAUAUAGCCUACCUUUUAUCACGCUUUACAUAAACGAUUCAUUGAAAUUAC
Ornithodoros turicata is the source of this 1847-nucleotide messenger RNA. RefSeq lists its product as uncharacterized. Lineage: Eukaryota; Metazoa; Arthropoda; Arachnida; Ixodida; Argasidae. The transcript has 7 exons. Bases 239 to 1714 code for a protein of 491 amino acids. The record is from RefSeq and is a predicted model, not a curated record.